AUGUGUUCUUGCCACACCGCAGCUGCUGGAGGGUCAUCUGCUGCUGCUCAAGGUGCUCGUGGAGGUGCUGGAGUGCCGCCCCCUCGUGGCCUGCUCUCCACCCCACGGCCAUGGGCUGUUGCACCUGGUACGCUGUGUGCUGGGGGGAAGGGGGGCGGCAUGAUGAGGGUCUUCCGCCCCCUCUGCUCCGCCUCGCCCUCCCGCAACGCUGCCUUCACCCUCCUCCUCGCCCUCUGUGCCAAGACCCCUGAAGCCCUACGAGAGCUCGCCUCGCUGCUGCUGCCGCUGCACUUUGCCUCGGUGGAGCACGAGUUGCCUUCGUGGGAGUACCUCCCCAGCUGCGCCCCCCGGCCACGUGUGGGAUAUGCAGGCCUCAAGAACGCAGGAGCCACGUGCUACAUGAACAGUGUGUUCCAGCAGCUCUUCAUGCAGCCCCAAGUGCGCCGUGCCCUCCUUGCCUUCCCUGAGACACCCGAAUCGGACCGACCUCUGUCUGUGAUUUACCAAGUGCAGGCCAUUUUCAGCUAUCUGCUAGCAGGCUGCCCUGACUACUUUGUUCCAGAGGGCUUCUGGGAUGCCUUCAGGGACUACGACGGGCAGCCGGUGAACCUGAGGGAGCACCAAGACGCGUUUGAGUUCUUCAACCGGCUCUACGACUCGCUGGAUGAGAGCAUGAAGGCACAGCGGCAUUCCCCCACGCUCACCUCCAUUUUUGGCGGACAUUUUGCACAGCAGAUCAUCUGUCGAGGCUGCCCCCAUCGCAGUGAGAGGGAGGAGCCAUUUGCAGCAGUGAGUGUGGACGUGAAGGGCAAGCGCGGGCUGCAGGAGUCACUAGAGGCGUUUGUGCAAGGGGACUUGCUGGAGGCAGAUAACGCCUACUUCUGUGGGCAGUGCGGCAAGAAGGAGUCGCUAGAGGCGUUUGUGCAAGGCGACCUGCUGGAGGCAGAUAACGCCUACUUCUGUGGGCAGUGCGGCAAGAAGGUGGACGCGUUGAAGCGCGCAUGCAUCAAGACUCUGCCGCCCACCCUGAUAAUCCACCUGAAGUGCUUCGACUUUGACUACGAGACGAUGCAGCGGCUGAAGCUCAAACAUGUCCUCUGCUCUCUGCCCUUGUUGUUUACUCCACCCUCCAACACCUCCGUUGCCCUACUUCCUUCUCCCUUGCAGGUCGAUGCAUUAAAACGUGCGUGCAUCAAGACCCUGCCGCCCACCCUGAUAAUCCACCUGAAGCGAUUCGACUUUGAUUAUGAGACGAUGCAGCGGCUGAAGCUCAAGGACCGAUUCACCUUCCCCCUCUCUCUCAACAUGCGGCCGUUCACCCGCGAAGGGCUUGCUCAGAAGGAGAGAGAGCAGAGAAGGGGACGGGUAGGGGGUGCAGAGGGGAAGGAGGAAGGGAGGGACGAGGGGGGAGAGUUAGAGCAGGGGCGGGAGGAGGGAGAGGGGGAGGAUAAAGGAGGUGAAAGCGUGAAGGAAUCCAGAGAGGAUAGGGUUGAAGGGGCUGUGGAGGAGAAGGGAGCUGGAGGUGGGGAGGAGAGGAGCGACGGGUAUUAUGAGUACAGCUUGGUGGGAGUGGUGGUGCAUUCUGGAACAGCGUUUGCGGGGCAUUAUUACUCGUACAUCAAGGAGAGGAGCGGCGAUUCUCCGCUGCAUCACAGUCGUCCAUCUCAAUCCGUGCGGUCGAAGCAGUGGUGGCUGUGCUUCGAUGACAAGCGAGUGGAGGCGUACGACGUGAGAGAGCUGGAGAAGGACUGCUUCGGAGGGAAGUACUCCGCUGAGGUGUAUGACAACCUCAUCAAGACCUCGUCGCCACAGGAGUUUGACCGGCCCAACAGCGCGUUUCAGCAGGAGUCACGGCUAUUGGAUCAGACAUACUUCCGCUUCCUGCUGCAGCUCGCACGGGUCAACCUCGACGUCUUUCAAAUGUCAGUUCAAUUCGACCCACCUCCCCCUUACUUGGUCACCGUCUGUUUCCUGCCCAACAUGUCGUGCGACCAUCGAGGCAAGAUGGCGGCAUUGUCAGACGCAAGGGCAGGCGGGGUGAAGGCGUCACCACAGCGCAGCGAAGCACUGAGGGUGGAGCGAGCAGCAGCGGAGAGGACGGGUGUGGGCUUCAACAGGUGCCAUGACCGAGGAAAAAUGGCGGCGUUAUCAGACGCAAGGGCGGGCGGGGUGAAGGCGUCACCACAGCGCAGCGAAGCACUGCGGGUGGAGCGAGCAGCGGAGGAGACUGCAGAGGCGCUGCUGUCGCUGCUGCUGCCGUUCCUCUUCCGCGUCUACCUGAGAGCGCAUGCCAGCCUAAGGACAGAGGAUCCUCUCUGGACGGAUGUGCUGUCGCGCAUGCUCGACGCCAACAGCACAGCCUGCCGCCUCUUCAACGCGUGCAUGGCGGGCAACAGGCGGUGGCUCUUGCUCUUCCUCCUCAAAUGCCCCAUCAACGCCAUCUCUGUGGCUGUAGCAGACCUGCUGGUAACCAGCUGCCACAUGGUUUGCAGGGACUCCAUGCACUUCCUCUCACCUUGCACGUUCCCUUCCUCUCCCGCCCAUCCGUCCCAUCAGGCUGUAGCAGACCUGCUGGUAACCAGCUGCCCCAUGGUAUGCAGGGACUCCAUGCACUUCCUCUCACCUUGCACGUUCCCUUCCUCUCCCGCCCAUCCGUCCCAUCAGGCUGUAGCGGACCUGCUGGUAACCAGCUGCCACAGUGCCACCUGCUUCCUCAACGCACGCACCCUAGUGCCUGCUGCUGCACUGCCCACUGCAACUCCUGCUGCUGCAGUUGGUGGGGCUCUUGAAGGGUCAGCAGGGGAUGCUGCUGGGGUCUCUGGAACAGCAGGGGCAGCAGGAGGGGUGGCAGGGGCAGGUGCAGCGGGGGGGGAUGCAUUGAAUGUGGACGCGUUGAUUGAUUCGCUGGUGUCGCUGCUGAGAGACGCCAGUGCCCCCUCCUGCCACGUGGACAACCUCUGCAGCAUCUUAGUGGAGUAUGCACGCAUCGGCCCUACCCAGCGCCUCUCCCUCAUUCGCAGACAGCUGCCCGCCACCUGUGUACGUGCUCUGGACUAUCUCGCUCGACCGAGUGGGCAUUGCAGCAGCAAGGCGACUUUUGAGUCGACUCAAAAGUCACUCCCCCCACCCCCCUUCCCCUCUUACCCAUUGCGGCUGGACUAUCUAGAUCGAGUGGGGAUCGCAGCAUCAGCAGCCAAGCUCCAUCUCUCGCCCCUCCAAUCCCCCCUUGCCAUCCUCAUCUGCUCCUGCCGCCCCCUGUUGUCCCCACUGGACUACCUGGAUCGAGUGGGGAUUGCAGCAGCAGCCAAGCUCCAUCUCUCGCCCCUCCACUCCCUCCUCUCCAUCCUCAUCCGCUCCUGCUACCCUCGCCCUCCCCCCUCUCGCCGCCCCACCCCCGCUUCCACCCCUGCAUCAGCGGGGGAUAUAACGUCGAAUCUAGACAACCAGAACACCGUCUCUCUCCUCCUCUACAUCUCCUUCGGCAACGAGAGCGAAAGCAUUACUGCUCACCUCAGCCGCACCACCCCUUUGAUAGACUGCUCACCUCAGCCGCACCACCCCUUUGAUAGACUGCUCCGCGAAGCCAUGGGCUCUCUGCAGUGUGCUGUUGUCACGUCGUCCGAUUGCUCUCUGCAGUGUGCUGUUGUCACGUCGUCCGAUUGCUCUCUGCAGUGUGCUGUUGUCACGUCGUCCGAUUGCUCUCUGCAGUGUGCUGUUGUCACGUCGUCCGAUUGCUCUCUGCAGUGUGCUGUUGUCACGUCGUCCGAUUGCUCUCUGCAGUGUGCUGUUGUCACGUCGUCCGAUUGCUCUCUGCAGUGUGCUGUUGUCACGUCGUCCGAUUGCUCUCUGCAGUGUGCUGUUGUCACGUCGUCCGAUUGCUCUCUGCAGUGUGCUGUUGUCACGUCGUCCGAUUGCUCUCUGCAGUGUGCUGUUGUCACGUCGUCCGAUUGCUCUCUGCAGUGUGCUGUUGUCACGUCGUCCGAUUGCUCUCUGCAGUGUGCUGUUGUCACGUCGUCCGAUUGCUCUCUGCAGUGUGCUGUUGUCACGUCGUCCGAUUGCUCUCUGCAGUGUGCUGUUGUCACGUCGUCCGAUUGCUCUCUGCAGUGUGCUGUUGUCACGUCGUCCGAUUGCUCUCUGCAGUGUGCUGUUGUCACGUCGUCCGAUUGCUCUCUGCAGUGUGCUGUUGUCACGUCGUCCGAUUGCUCUCUGCAGUGUGCUGUUGUCACGUCGUCCGAUUGCUCUCUGCAGUGUGCUGUUGUCACGUCGUCCGAUUGCUCUCUGCAGUGUGCUGUUGUCACGUCGUCCGAUUGCUCUCUGCAGUGUGCUGUUGUCACGUCGUCCGAUUGCUCUCUGCAGUGUGCUGUUGUCACGUCGUCCGAUUGCUCUCUGCAGUGUGCUGUUACUGUGCUUCGGGAGGCCAUGAGCUCAUUGCAACGAGCAGCAGUCACAUCGUCUCGUCGCAUUCUCUCGUUGCUGCUGCACCUACUCAAGCUGCCAGAUGCCCUUCAAGAGGCACGCCAGGAGUCAGUGGUGAACGGCUGCCAGUUCUUCCGCCCAGGCGUCUUCGACCUUCUUCUUGCCAAGCAAGUGUCUCCCCUGAAACGCUACGCACUGCUCAAGUUCCUGCUGGCAACAGCAGCCUUCAGCACCAUGUCGCGGCGCCACAUCGCGGUGAGGCGGGCAGACCUGAGCGCCGUGCUGCAAUGGCUGCAGGAGGAGACUGCGAAUGCGCCCGGGCACGAUCUGUCCAAUGAGGAGCUGCCAUCUGGCACGCUGCGCCGCACUGCCACUGUGGAUUCGACCAUUGCCACGGGGCUGAGUCUCAUCAGCCUGCCACAUGAACCCAAUGCAUGA
Molecule: messenger RNA, 4854 nt
Organism: Closterium sp. NIES-65
Lineage: Eukaryota; Viridiplantae; Streptophyta; Zygnematophyceae; Desmidiales; Closteriaceae
Source: the annotation of a GenBank genome assembly